This is a messenger RNA of Colletotrichum higginsianum IMI 349063, 1158 nucleotides long. RefSeq names its product Septin. The transcript has 4 exons. The record is from RefSeq and is a predicted model, not a curated record. The coding region runs from base 1 to 1158 and encodes 385 amino acids. Gene Ontology annotation, molecular function: molecular adaptor activity; GTPase activity; GTP binding. Gene Ontology annotation, cellular component: septin ring; microtubule cytoskeleton; cell division site. Gene Ontology annotation, biological process: cytoskeleton-dependent cytokinesis. NCBI's taxonomy places the organism in Eukaryota, Fungi, Ascomycota, Sordariomycetes, Glomerellales, Glomerellaceae.
AUGGCCCCUCCCGCCGCUGAGAGCGCCUCACCGAUUGGUAUUGCCAACCUCCCUAACCAGCGACACAAGAUUGUUGCCAAGCGAGGUGCCGCCUUCACUAUUAUGGUUGCGGGCGAGUCCGGCCUGGGAAAGACGACCUUCAUCAACACCCUCUUCUCGACGACCAUCAAGAACUAUGCCGACCACAAGCGCCGUCACCAGAAGCAGGUCGACAAGACCGUCGAGAUUGAGAUCACCAAGGCUGAGUUGGAGGAGAAGUUCUUCAAGGUCCGCCUGACCGUUAUCGACACACCCGGCUUCGGCGACUAUGUCAACAACCGCGAUUCGUGGAUGCCCAUCAUCGAGUUCCUCGACGACCAGCACGAGUCCUACAUGCUCCAAGAGCAGCAGCCUCGCCGCCAGGACAAGAUCGACCUGCGUGUCCACACCUGCUUGUACUUCAUCCGCCCCACCGGCCACACCCUGAAACCCCUCGAUAUCGAGGUUAUGAAGAGACUCUGCUCGAGAGUGAACUUGAUUCCCGUCAUCGCCAAGGCUGAUACCCUUAGCCCUGCGGACUUGGCUAAGUUCAAGGCUCGCAUCCGUGCUGUCAUUGAGGCCCAGAGCAUCAAGAUCUACCAGCCCCCCGUCGAGGAGGACGACGAGCCUGCUGCCCAGCAUGCUCGCAGCCUGAUGGCUGCGAUGCCCUUCGCCGUCAUUGGUUCCGAGAAGGAUGUUAAGACCGGCGACGGUCGCAUCGUCAAGGGUCGUCAGUACUCUUGGGGUGUUGCCGAGGUCGAGAACGAGGACCACUGCGAUUUCAAGAAGCUGCGUUCCAUUCUCAUCCGCACCCAUAUGCUCGACCUCAUCCACACCACCGAGGAGCUGCACUACGAGGCCUACCGCGCCCAGCAAAUGGAGACCCGCAAGUUCGGCGAGGCCCGCCCCAGGAAGCUCGACAACCCUAAGUUCAAGGAGGAGGAGGAGGCGCUGCGCAAGCGUUUCACCGAGCAGGUCAAGAUCGAGGAGCAGCGCUUCCGCCAGUGGGAGCAGAAGCUCAUUGCCGAGCGCGACCGUCUCAACAAGGACCUCGAGCAGACCCACGCCCAGAUCAAGCAGCUGGAAACCGAGCUGGAGCAGAUGCAGGGAAGCGCCGUCCGCAGCCACGGCCGCCGCUAA